GCUGGCUGCGAGCUCAGUCAGUGAGAGAGGAUCCUCGCGACCACAUCGAUCUUAACGGCUGUCUUUGACGUUGAAACGGUCACAGGCGGCUGGAUUAACCCGGUAACCUGAGCAGAUUCCGGAGCUAACAAAACACGGAAGAACCAGCGGUGCAAACACUACAUGAGGAAGAGGAGGGACGUUAGCGGGCCUCAGCAGGAGAGCUGGAUCAGGACCAGAGGCACCAGGACCGCUCAGACUCUGUGAGAUUACAAGCAAAAGAACAAGGAGAAGGGCCAACUGAUCAUUUUGGUCCUUAAAAUCUUCCCUUUGGUCGGCCUGUCAUCUGUACGUGACGACCUUCUGCAGGUGUUCCUGCAGGUGGAUUGUCCUAUGAUGGAGGAGCUUCAUGAUGUCCAGCUCACUGAGAUCAAACCACUGCUGACAGGACAGAAUGGGAGGAAUCUCCAGGAUUUUGAUUGUCAGGAGCACGAUGUGGAGACGGCCCACGGCGUGCUGCACGUCACCAUGAGGGGGGCCGCUAAGGGCAACCGGCCCACGAUCCUCACCUACCACGACAUCGGACUCAACCAUAAGUCAUGUUUCAACAGUCUCUUUAACUAUGAAGACAUGCAGGAAGUGACGCAGCACUUCUCAGUUUUGCAUGUUGAUGCUCCGGGACAGCAGGAGAACGCUCCCAUAUUCCCUACAGGGUACCAGUAUCCCACCAUGGAUGAGCUGGCUGAGAUGCUGCCGUCUGUCAUGACCCAGCUUCACAUAAAGAGCGUGAUAGGUAUCGGCGUUGGAGCCGGAGCAUACAUCCUCACCAAACUGGCACUGAAUGAGCCCAGUUUAGUGGAGGGUUUAGUUCUGAUUAACGUUGACCCGUGUGCCAAGGGUUGGAUCGACUGGGCUGCCUCCAAGCUGAGCGGCUGGACAAGCAACCUGGUGGACAUCAUCAUGGGGCAUCACUUCAGCACUGACGAGUUAACAGAGAACAAGGAAAUAAUCCAGACGUAUCGACUCCACAUCUCUCAGGAUAUACCGCAGGACAACCUGGCCAUGUUCUACAACAGCUACAGCAGUCGCACCGAGCUGCAGAUGGAGCGUCCUGUCUCUGGUCUGAAUGAGAACACAGCCACCACCGUCAGGUGUCCCACUCUGCUGGUCGUCGGAGACUCGUCGCCUGCCGUUGAUGUCGUGGUGGAGUGUAACUCCAGAAUGAAUCCCACCAAGACCACAUUGCUCAAGAUGGCAGACUGUGGAGGACUUCCUCAGGUGGUUCAGCCUGGAAAACUAGCCGAGGCCUUCAAGUACUUUGUGCAGGGGAUGGGUUACAUGCCCACGGCAGGGAUGACCCGGCUGGUUCGCUCCAGGACUCACUCGGCCUCCAGUGUGGGCUCCACAGAUGGCGUCCGGAGCCGCAGCACCACCAACGAGGGCGCCAACUGCGCCGAGCCUGACAACACUGCAGUACACACCAUUGAAAUGACUGCAUAGGACUGUUCCUGUUUCCUCUGUGUACCUGCAGUUCUCUCAUCCAAUCAGAUCCUUCCUUUCUUUUAGUUGUAAAUGUUUUUCCUGAAAAUAGAAAGCCCUCAAAAGCUUCACUUCCAGCCCCUGUUCUCUAAAUAUGUUCCCUGUGAGUUUAGGGUUUAGAUUUGAAUGAUGUCAUAAACAUUUCGGUGUCAGCUGCCGCCAUGUUGGCUCCUUUUCCCUGCGCUCUGUAGGCGUUACUGCACACAGGUCAGUCGGUUUGUAUGUAUACACAGCUGUUGUAUUCCUUCACUGCUCCUUUCUCACUCCUGAGUUCUUCUUUUAGUUAUUACUCUUAUAUAAUCAAUAUUUUGUUUAUCUUUGCUGGUGGUGUUGGUUGAUAUGAAGCUCGUUUCUUAAAUGAACCCUUCUUUGGUGCCCAUUACAAAGUGGAUGUGCUUCCGACCCAGAUGUAUUUUUGUAAUCACUUGAAUCGCACUGACAGAAGAUCUGCGACACGAGUUUGACCUGGUUUAACGACAGAAAAUGGCAUCACGAGCUGCGGUUUCCUAAAUGUGCACCAUGAAGCCGGGUCCUCGUACAGCUCAAUCAAAUUGAAUAAACACAUUAAAACAUGAAGUCAGUGGGACUGAACUUUGAGCUGGUUUCGUCCGAUGCUGUUUUGCUGAUCUUUAAACGGGAUUUUCUUUAUUCUUUUUCUGUGGCCGUGCAAUUUUUUUGCCUGAGCUUCAAGAGAAAAAUCAACUUAAAGAGAUUUUUUUUCCAGAUAAUUUAGCAAAACAUCCUGAAGUCAGCCUGUUACCUCCACAGUUUCCUCUCUUUCCCGUCUCUGAAGCUCGGUUCAUUCGGCCCGUCCACAGCAUGCUCCUUGUAGAGUGUUGGCAUGCAAACUGUGCCGUGGUGUCAGUGUAGUGAGUAAUGAGAUGUUGUUCAGCUGUAAACCUGCUGCUCUCCAUCUGAAAUGAACAAAAACUCAGAGCAGGAUUCUCUGGGCUGAAGCUGGCAGCAGGGGGCGCUGCUGCGUUUACUGUAAAAGGUUCAAACUAAAUGAUUUGAUUGGGUGAAAAACAGGAGACACCAUCCUGAUAAAACUACAGCCAGACAGACUACGCUAUCUGAACACUUGAUUUAUUUUCCACCUAAUCUCUCCUAGAAGAGAUUAGCUGGUUGCCAAAAGGUUGCAAUUUCCAAGACAGCCCGACGUGAUGCGGGACAAGUUACCAGGAAAUGGAGGUGGUCGUAGCUGCUGCAGAAAUCUUGGAGUAUUUCUGGUAAUGGAGUAUUUCUUGCAUUCUGAUUGGAUUUGUAGGAAUUGUUUUUUGGAAAACAAUGUUAAUGAAAACUUUCACCACAAGGUGGCAGUGUUUUACCAGAAAGCUGUGAUGACUGUGAAAGAAACAUGACUGCUGUACAGAUGUUAAUGCUGAUUCACAGCUCCAUCUAGUGGAUCAAAGUGGUAUUACGUGAGGGUGCAGCGCAGCCUUGUUUUAGCUUUGGCUGAGAUCUCUGCAGUACGUAGAUGUUGUAGACGUGAGAUCAGAGCUGCUGUCAGUUUUCUCACUGCAUAAUAAAAGUGUCACACUCAGCAGGAGGUGGAAACAAACAGCUGAUGUGUAAAAGAAACAAACCAGGGUUUUUUUUCACGCACUGAGAAGCUGCUUUUCUCCUACAGUUGACGGCAGGUUGUGUUUGGCUUUCUUGGAAAUGUCCUGCAGCUUUCAGCUGAUGUUAAGGAACAUUUUCUUGGAACGUGAUGGAAAAUACCCUGGUCGUGGUUGUAGAGUGUUGCUGCCCCCUGCUGGACGAUUCAGCAGGAAACGAACGCCUGUAGUUUUUCAGCAGCUUUUCAUGUCGACUCUUAUGAAACAUUCAGGUUCGGCAGGGACAGCAGGGUCAACCCACAAACUGUUCACUUCCUUUCUUCUCUAUAUUCUGACUGUGGUUCUGUCCUUGUUGUUGUUGUUGUUGUUGUUGUUGUUGUAUCUAUUACACUUAUUUGUGUAUUAUUACUUUGGAGAUUUCUACUGAAGCUUUGGUAGCGGUUCUGUUACAGAGAAGUUUGUAUUCACUGGAUGUUCCACAAUGUAAACACGGUUUGUAAUGAAAUAAAACUCGUUAUCCAGAGACA
Messenger RNA from Oreochromis niloticus (Nile tilapia), 3604 nucleotides. RefSeq names its product protein NDRG3. NCBI's taxonomy places the organism in Eukaryota, Metazoa, Chordata, Actinopteri, Cichliformes, Cichlidae. The coding region runs from base 373 to 1479 and encodes 368 amino acids. The transcript has 17 exons. The record is from RefSeq and is a predicted model, not a curated record.